AUGCACUGCGAGCUGGAUAUUUCUAGCUAUUUGAAACUGGACGACCUGCAAGAAUGUGGAGUUAACAUGGAAUGGCAUGGUGAAUUGGCACUUUCUGAUCUCGAAGAUGAUGUAAGCCUUGAUUUUCAUGAGAAGCAUGUUAUCAGUCGACACGAUUUACAGCCAAGGUCCAUCCAUAUGCCGUCGAUGAUCCAUACUCAGCCUGUCCAUUUGAUUCACGUUCACAAUUUGAAAUUUUUACAGACGAGUUUUGAAGAAGAAGAUGAACAGAGAAUUAUUUGUUCUUCUUCUACACCACCUUCACUGGCUGACACAAGACACAGUUCUGUUUUCUCUUCUACAAGAAGUAUCAACGUGUUACUGGAAGAAGACGAGCAAGAUUUGGACAAUGACUUGCAGUGCAUGGCUCCAGUGAAGAAAAAACAGCAACGUGCAUUGGUGGCACCCAUCAUGUUCUCCUCUUCAUCUUCAAAGAAAGAUUCGGUCGUUUCGGAAAAGGAUCAGUUUGUUUACACGCUAACUAACAAGUUACUACCUUAUUUUGGGUAUUUCUUGGCUGAUUCUAACGAUUUGGAUUAUUUCGAUAAGAUUAGAUUCCAAGAAAUUGAUUACAAGUUCUCCAAGACGUAUUUUUGA
Messenger RNA from Kluyveromyces lactis, 636 nucleotides. RefSeq names its product transcription factor IME1 (gene IME1). NCBI's taxonomy places the organism in Eukaryota, Fungi, Ascomycota, Saccharomycetes, Saccharomycetales, Saccharomycetaceae. The record is from RefSeq and is a predicted model, not a curated record. The transcript has a single exon. Bases 1 to 636 code for a protein of 211 amino acids.